CUGGGCCCCGCCCCCGGGGCCGGAAACUCCGUUCCGGAGGCCCGAGGGCGGUGUCGCCGCGCGGUGACGUCAGGGCGCCAGCCCCUCCAGGUGCCUGUGCGCGCCGAGCUGAGCGUGGAGGUCGGCGCUGGAAUACGCCAGCGGCUCCGGCAGCGCGAGGCCAUGGGCGCUCAGCUGAGCGGCGGCGGCGGCGCCGCGGCGCAGGCACAGCCCCAGCCUCAGCUCGCGGUGCCCGAGGGCCCUGAGCGGCCCCGGCCGGAGCCCAGUCCCUGGGGGCCGCUGGACGACGUGCGCUUCCUCAUCGUCUGCACGUCUUGGUACUGACUCUCCGCUCGCCGAGUCGCGGUUCAUCUCUUGUUCUCUCCGCCUCUCCUGGUCUGGCCGUUGUCUGUCAUCACAGCCCGGCGUCUCUCUUAGUCUACCCGUCCCCGCCCCGACCGGCGCCCGGUAGACACUCUGAGAGUCGAGGAGGUCGCGCUCCCUCCACAGCCUCGCCAUGGGCCACCGUGUCGCCUCUGUCCUCUCGCACCACCCGGAAUUUGUUCGCUUCCCUGCCUGCACGCAAACCAGCUCAGACCUUCGUGCUCAUCCCCACCCCACAGCUCCAGCAGUCUGGGUCCUGGGGCAGCCCUCCCUGUCACUGACUUCCAGAGCCAGGCCAGGGCUUUUGGUAAGACCCCAAAGCUGCUGACCUGACCUCAUCUUAUCUGUCCAUUAUUGCUGAAAACUCGGCUCUUUUGUUCCUGGUCCUGGCACCGUGUACCUUGACUUGAGAGAAGACCUUGGGGCAGUGACCCUUCCCAUCCUCCUAGGGGAGGUUGCACCACCAGCCUGGAUCCCCAUGAGGCAUUAUCAGGCUGUAUUCCUGGGACCCAGUAACACUGGGCCUCUUGGACCAGCCUUUUAGAGAGAGGGGACAUCUGAUUGCUGGGCUGACAGGUGAGGUGUAUGGGGCAGCUCCUACACAUCCCAAAGCACCCUGUUCCCCUUGCCCCAGAAGCUUCUUAGGCCACUCUCAGAACCUGAUCUUUGUUCCCACAUUCAAGUGAAAUGACACACUUUGUAUUUUUGUUUUAUUUAGAAAUGAGUUAAAAAACAUUAUACAAAGGCUGAUCAGUUUAAAAUGUGACUGACACUGAAAUGCUGUGAUGUUCCCCAGGCCAAGGGGAAGCUGGGCUCUGAGGCCCCCAGUGCUUUGCCCCUCUGUCUGCUCUGUCCUGGGAUGAUGGACAAACAGAUGACCGACCACAAGGCAAGAGAAUCUGAGAUUGGAAGCAUCCAGGCUGAGCCUUCUCUGGGCCUGGACUUACAUCCCUCACAUCUGCAGCCUGGGCUGCCUGCCUCCAUCUCCUGCUCUUUUCUCAGCUGACCUCGGUAGUACCAGGAGCCAACCGGAAGCCUGGGGGGGCCUAGAGCUUUCAAGAAGUGAGAGCACCAACCUGAGGAGUGGAGAGGGACCAGGAAGGGGAGAAGGGAAGCCAGGAAAAGAUGGAUAAAAGAGACACUUCUGAUCUCAUCUUGGACCCUAGAAGGGUCCACAGGUGGGGACCUAAGGCCCAACCAGCUCACUGGAUGGCCUGGGCAUGUAACAACCUCUCUGUGCUUCAUUUGAGGGCACGGUGAGAGUUACCCUCGGCCUCCCAGGGCCUACACAAGUUUCAUGUGAGUGGACAGGUGUGAGCUAAUAAAGUGCUUUGCAAAGUAUAAAACACUGUACAAACCUAUGAAUCACUAAUAUCUCCGUAGUUGUUCCCCACCCAUCCCAGGGAGCCCGCCCUUGGCCAAAAUGAGACAAAACAGAAGGAUAAUGACAAGAAACACAGUGGACUCAGAUGCCUCUGGGACAAGAGAUUUUGCUUGAGACAACUCCCAGGGCAGCAGGAGUCCCUGUCUGCUACAGGUUAAGCCGACCCAAAGCCCAGAGGUCACGGGAUGGGGGCAAGGCCCACGCAGGCUCAGGGCCAGGUUGGCAUCUGAGGCCCUGCCAGCACCCUGAAGACUGACACCACCUGUUAGAUUUGGCCAGAGAGCCAACAGGCAUCACUGAACCCAUUGGUCUUGCCUAGGGCUCGUCAGUGACGAACAGCUGCCUCCACUGGGCUGGAGUAAGACAAGUGGAGCCCUAGGAAUUCCUGCCAGUGACAGUGAUCGGUGGGCCCCUAGGCUUGAGGCUGCUACCAUUGUGGGUGCCCUUUUCCAAAGAGUAAUACAGGAAGAUGGGCCCUGGGAGCUGGGUUAGCAAGGGCCAAGCUCGCGAUAUGAACACUGCUUCCAGGUUGAGAUUGAGUCAGCCACAGGGCAGCUCUGGCUGUGGGCUCUGAGCACUUUAGAAGGCUGCCCUGAGUCCCUUAUUCCAAGGCCAUGAGAAUGUUGGCCUGCAGCCUUUUCUUCGUCACCUAACUAAUCAGGCUGAGCCCCCAGACUACACGCUAUAGGCUGGAGACGGGGAAUGAGGAGAGAGACGGGAGUGGAGGACGGUCACAAACUCAGAUCGGCCUCCAUAAAUGGGGUCAGCUCCUUCCCCAGCCCUUUAGCCUCAUGAACAGGGCCUGGCUCCUGGGUGUCUGGGUGUUUGAGUACCCUUAGCAGCACCUUGGUCCUUACUGCCUGGGGGAGGGCUUGCCACGCUGGCCUCAUCACCAAGACAGUCACCUGUAUCUAAUUCACCUAAAGCCUCAAGCAGCCUUUGCAGAAUGGGACUUGAAACAGUAGUGACAGAACAUUUAAAUAUUCAAGAUGUGACAGCUGGGUCCUCAUCAGACCUAGCUGGGCCACAGCCCCGCCUGCAGCAUGUGACCGUAAAUCAUGGGUCUCAGAGGAGACCCUGGUGUGUGGAGCAGGUUUCCUGAGGGAUCUGCUGCAUACCAGCAGGGGAAACCCAGGCUUGUUGCCCACCAUGUCUGCAGCAGGGGUCCUGUAGCCUUGGAAAACAGGGAGGUGGGGUGGGGGGACAUCUGACCAGCAGGUGUUGGCAGAGAGGAACCAGGACUGGUGGCUUCUCUCAGAAGGGGCUGAGAGCACUAGUGCUGGCUUCCCACAGAAGGUGCUGGGUCCAGCCAGGAACAGAGCUGUGGUGCCUCAUGGAUACCACAGGAUGCAGUGACCACAGGGCCUCCUGGUAUGAGGCCUGGCCUAUCCCCUUGAGUAGGGAGCAGUUCACCCAGGACAGAAGGCUGGUGGCUGGGUGCCAGACACCCACCCUGGAGCACAGCCGCCAUCACUCCCUGCACCUCGCUCAGCCUAGACCAGUGCACCCACCACUUCAACUACAUGACCCCUAGCCUAGGGCCCAGCUGGCUCCGGUGGGCAGUGGCCAGAGCUGCCCCUCAGACCCUGGUGAGGAAGGGCCUGGCU
Molecule: messenger RNA, 3354 nt
Organism: Rhinolophus ferrumequinum (greater horseshoe bat)
Lineage: Eukaryota; Metazoa; Chordata; Mammalia; Chiroptera; Rhinolophidae
Gene: MMP24OS
Product: MMP24 opposite strand
Exons: 2
Coding region: 163-324 (53 amino acids)
Source: RefSeq, a predicted model, not a curated record